This is a messenger RNA of Phycomyces blakesleeanus NRRL 1555(-), 1197 nucleotides long. It is a transcript of the gene PRP4, whose product is annotated as serine/threonine protein kinase Prp4. NCBI's taxonomy places the organism in Eukaryota, Fungi, Mucoromycota, Mucoromycetes, Mucorales, Phycomycetaceae. The transcript is spliced from 5 exons. Gene Ontology annotation, molecular function: ATP binding; protein serine/threonine kinase activity. The coding region runs from base 1 to 1029 and encodes 342 amino acids. Gene Ontology annotation, biological process: mRNA cis splicing, via spliceosome; peptidyl-serine phosphorylation; peptidyl-threonine phosphorylation. The record is from RefSeq and is a predicted model, not a curated record.
AUGUUAAAUACUCCCCGUGGCUGCGUAGGUGUCAGAAUUGGCGAGCGCUUGGACCAACGUUAUCAGACCUUGUCGAAUCUGGGCCGUGGUGUGUUUAGUUCAGUAGUAAAAGCAAAAGAUACCGAAACAAACGAAGAGGUUGCCAUCAAGAUGAUUCGUAAUAAUGAGACUAUGUACAAAUCUGGAAUGAGAGAACUCAACUUUUUAAAGAAGCUGAUGGAGGCUGAUCCAGAUAACAAGAAGCAUAUAAUUAGGUUCCAAAGACAUUUUGAGCACCGUAAUCACCUGUGUUUAGUAUUUGAAAGUCUCAGCAUGAAUCUUCGCGACGUGCUAAAGAAGUAUGGAAAAGAUGUUGGUAUUAGUAUCAAGGCUGUUCGAGUGUAUGCCCAGCAGUUGUUCUUGAGCUUGUCAUUGCUUAGAAAAUGCAAUAUCUUGCACGCAGAUAUCAAACCUGAUAAUGUGCUUGUAUCUGAAUCUAAAAACACCUUAAAACUUUGUGAUCUUGGAUCAGCUUCAGAUGCGAGUGACAAUGAAAUUACGCCUUACCUUGUCUCUAGAUUCUAUCGAGCUCCAGAAAUCGUUCUUGGUCUGACCUACGACUACGCAAUUGAUGUGUGGUCUGCAGCAUGUACUCUGUACGAACUAUUUACAGGAAAAAUCCUGUUUCCUGGAAGAAGCAAUAACCAAAUGCUAAAAUAUAUGAUGGAACUCAAAGGCAGAUUUCCUAACAAGAUGUUAAGAAAAGGUCAAUUUGCAGCUCACCAUUUCGACAGUGACUUUAACUUUAUGGCGGUUGAGUGUGAUCGUCUCACAAAGAAGGAGGUUAUCAAGAAGAUGUCCUUUGUCAAACCAACGCGUGACAUCAAGAGUCGGGUUAUGGCAGCUUCUUCUGCGGGAGUAACAGAGGAUGAAGGACGCCUAUUAUUGGCAUUUAUUGAUUUUUUAGAAAAAUGCUUGGCUCUCAGUCCAGAUAAGCGAAUGACACCCAAGGAGGCUCUCGUCCAUCCUUUUAUUACCGGCAAGGUUUAAAAAAAGUCAAGACAAGACAAGAAAACUUUGAUAAAAAUAUUCCUUGUGUCUUCUUUGUUUAAAAGGGGAGGCAGAGCAAUCUAUGUACAGGGCCGUGGGCUGCAUGCAGAACUGUAAGAAACAAACAACCAAAUUAAAUCUGUCCUCAUUGAGGGACGUCUUAUAUUC